AUGGAGAGCGAAAACUCCACCACGAUACCACCAUCGCAAUCGCCUCACUUACCUAGCACCAAUUCUCACGAUGAAAUAGCGAGCCGGGAAAUCCCCAGAAGUCUAGCCGAUGCCGAUGCCGUCCCAGAAACUUCUGACGAUGAUGACGAUCUAGACUCCGUCUUCAACGAUUACGAUGAUUUUGAUGAUGGCCUCGGCCCAGAUGGGGAACCAGACAUAACGCGAAACUUCAACCGACAACAACCCCUGCAUUCUAAUCAGCAGAAACCUGCUGCUAACACCGCCGCUAGCGUAGAUGAUCAGAUCACGGCUCUCUCAAGACAUGCUGCUAAGAUACGACUAGACGAUGUCAAGGAGGGACAAGACAGGGAGAAGGAUAAGGCCGAUAGGGCUACGAGCGAACAGGUCCUUGAUCAGAGAACCCGUAUGAUUCUUUACCAGAUGAUCAAUCGCGGCGUAGUCAACGAGAUACAUGGCGCAAUUAGUACGGGCAAGGAGGCUAACGUAUAUGGUGCUAUCGCCUAUCCUGAUAUCAACGGACCGCCCGUCCAGCGCGCUGUCAAGGUCUAUAAGACAGCCAUAUUAAGCUUCAAAGACCGCGAGAGAUAUAUUACUGGCGAGCACCGCUUUAAAUCCGGCUCAAACAAGGGCAACAGUAGAAAGAUGGUCCAGCUAUGGGCAGAAAAGGAAUAUCGUAACUUGCAGAGAAUACACUCCGCCGCCAUUCCUUGCCCUGAACCUCUACAGCUCAAGCUCCACGUCCUCUUGAUGAGCUUCCUCGGAGAUAAGAAAGGAUACGCGUACCCGCGAUUGCGCGACGCCAACAUCUCUCGCGAUGAUGAGGAUCAACUCUGGAGAAAACUCUACGUUCAACUCUUAAGUAUCAUGCGACGCAUGUACCAGGUUACGCGGCUAGUACACGCAGAUCUGAGUGAAUAUAAUAUUCUUUACAAUGACGGACAACUCUACAUCAUCGAUGUAUCUCAAAGCGUGGAGCACGAUCAUCCUCGGUCACUAGAGUUUCUUCGAAUGGAUAUCAAGAAUACAGGCGACUUCUUCCGCAGACAAGGAGUCGACACGCUACCCGAUCGUACUGUCUUCGACUUCAUCACGGAGUCCAAGGGCACGGUGGAAGAGCCAAGACUAUCAGAAGUGAUAGAGGAACUAUACGCUUCGAGGUCGCAACCCGCUGACGACGAGGCGGCAGCAGCCGAGCUGGAGGUCGACAAUGAGGUCUUCCGAAAUCAAUAUAUCCCCCAGACACUAGAACAGGUCUACGACAUCGAGAAGGACGCACAAAAGAUCGGGGAGGGUGAAGGGGACAAGCUCGUCUACAGAAAUCUCCUCGCGGACCAGGUAGUAACGAAGUCGAGAGAAGCAAACCAGAACUCAGAAGACGAUUCGGAUGAAGGAGCAGCUCUCGAUAGUGACGAAGACGACGACGAUGAAGACGACGAGAGUAGAUUCGAGAAAGGGACACCGCGGGGGAAACGGUUUGAAGAUAAGGAUGAGAAGAAGCAACGCAAGCAAGCGGCUAAGGAGGCCAAGGCCGAGAAGCGGAAAGAAAAGAUGCCGAAGCAUCUCAAGAAACGCCUAGUUGCUGCAACGUCAAGAAAAAACAAGUAG
Messenger RNA from Daldinia childiae, 1626 nucleotides. RefSeq names its product Serine/threonine-protein kinase rio1. Gene Ontology annotation, biological process: protein phosphorylation; maturation of SSU-rRNA. Bases 1 to 1626 code for a protein of 541 amino acids. Gene Ontology annotation, molecular function: ATP binding; protein serine/threonine kinase activity. Gene Ontology annotation, cellular component: cytosol; preribosome, small subunit precursor. The transcript is spliced from 2 exons. Lineage: Eukaryota; Fungi; Ascomycota; Sordariomycetes; Xylariales; Hypoxylaceae. The record is from RefSeq and is a predicted model, not a curated record.